AUGUCUGAACCACUGCAAGAUGUUCGCCCCAUGUUCGAGCUGCGCGGGCGCAAUUACGCUGUGACAGGCGGCGCGCAGGGGAUUGGAUUCGCAGUAACGCGAGCCAUCUGUGAGUUGGGUGGAAAUGUGGCUGUCAUGGACAUCCAAGACAAGCCCGUCGACGAAAAGGAAUGGGACAGCCUCAGUCAGAAGUUUGGCUCAAAGACAAUUUACAUCCAGACGGACGUCACAAAACAGGAGAGCCUGAACGCUGCGUUCGCCAAAGCUGUCCACAAGCUGGGCUCGCUGGAUGGAUUGGUGCCUGCGGCAGGCAUUGCCAUUGACAAGCCGUUCAUUGACCAGACGUGGGAGGAAUUCACCAGAAUACAAGAGAUCAAUGGGAAAGGAGGCAGCAUCGUACUAAUUGCGUCGCAAUCAAGCCACAUAGCGCUGCCCGGCUAUCGCAUGGCAGCAUAUAAUGCAAGCAAGGGUGGCAUUCUGAUGCUAUCUAGAGCGCUGGCUGUUGAACUCGCGCCACACAACAUCCGGGUGAACACCAUCUCCCCGGGGUUCGUGGACAGUGAUAUGACGAGAAAUGUGCGCGAGAUGAAGAGCAAGAGGGAAGGAGAUCAAAUGUGGCUGGCUCCUCCGCUACAGAGACUGAGCACUCAGAACGAUCUCACCGGAGCGGUGGUUUACCUGUUGAGCGAUGCGAGUAGGCAUACGACGGCGGCUGACAUUCAGAUCACCGGCGGCUUGCACGCUGGAACUAUCGAUGGUGUCAUUAGCUACGAGUAA
Diaporthe batatas is the source of this 777-nucleotide messenger RNA. RefSeq lists its product as uncharacterized. The transcript is spliced from 3 exons. Gene Ontology annotation, cellular component: intracellular anatomical structure. Bases 1 to 777 code for a protein of 258 amino acids. The record is from RefSeq and is a predicted model, not a curated record. Lineage: Eukaryota; Fungi; Ascomycota; Sordariomycetes; Diaporthales; Diaporthaceae. Gene Ontology annotation, molecular function: oxidoreductase activity, acting on NAD(P)H, oxygen as acceptor.